This is a messenger RNA of Suhomyces tanzawaensis NRRL Y-17324, 4482 nucleotides long. RefSeq names its product Kre5p (gene KRE5). The coding region runs from base 1 to 4482 and encodes 1493 amino acids. The record is from RefSeq and is a predicted model, not a curated record. The transcript has a single exon. Lineage: Eukaryota; Fungi; Ascomycota; Pichiomycetes; Serinales; Debaryomycetaceae. Gene Ontology annotation, cellular component: endoplasmic reticulum. Gene Ontology annotation, molecular function: UDP-glucose:glycoprotein glucosyltransferase activity.
AUGUUUUUCUCGUGGUUGUUGCUACCUUGGCUCUUUGCCAAUGUGGCACUAGGAAAUGGUCAAACCCCAAAUGAAUUGUCUGUUGAGUUGCACUCACAAUGGGGGCCUGCCAGUUUCGAACUCAACUUACUUGAAAGUAUCACUGAAUAUGAUCCAGACCUUUACAUACCAACCAUCCUUGAACUAUUAGGAUUGAAUGAUGAAGGAGACGAAGAGCCACUUCUGCCAGAAAGCACUAAUUCAGAAAAGUACAAUCAUAUCAUGUCAUCAAAAUUGUUGAGCCUUGGUACCAAAACCAAAGCAUUCAUCAACUACAAUUUCGUCAAUAAGAUAAAUUAUCCUCGCGUGCAAGCUCAUCACGACUUCUACAAGUCAAUUGUUCAGCCUGAAUUUGGUGAACGGAUUGUUAAGGAAUGUUCGGUGGAUUCCUUUGGCAAUAAAGUGAAAAGAGGACCAAAUCAACCAUGGGUCUUGUACAAUAACAAGUUGUACUGCUCUUCAGAUGAUUUGUAUGCAUUGCAGACCGAUAAGGCUACUAAGUUCAAACCUCGGCCAUUUGAUAGAGUGAUUGGUGAUAAUUACAAGGCCCCCCUUCUAAUUCUCUACGGCGACAUAAACGCACCUUCCUUUGCCGAUAUGUUCAGUAAUUUAUACGAAAGUGCAAAGACAGGAAAGAUCAGAUUUAUUUGGAGGUAUACACCUAGCACAAAUAGCAAAAAGAGUGUCGACACUUUGAGUGGUUUUGGUGUAGAUGUUUCAUUGAAAAGAAAUGACUACGUAGUCAUUGAUGACAGGGAUAUCAAGAAUAAAAAGGGCACACAAAAAGGAAAACCAUCAAAACCUUUGAAUAUUAAUAAGGAUUUGUGGAAGAUUUUACAAACUUCGGAGUUAAAACCUGUCUCAAAGCAGAAUUUCAAUGAAUUAUCCUCUAAAUUAACUUCGUUGGUCUUGCUGAAGCAAUACAAUAAUAUAACUGAGUACGACUUAUUGAACUUGAUACUUUCUGAAUUUCCUAAACUAGCUUCCUACAUAGGUGAAGCAACCAAUUUGAGACAUUUGAAGGAUAUUGAGGACCAAUUUGUGAGGAAUCGAAAUGCCGGUUUGUCGGAUGAUUCUUACGGUCUUUAUAUUAAUGGAGCGCCUCUUCACAGCUUGGAACUCGACUCGUUAAAUUUGAUGGAAAAGAUAGAGGAUGAACUUAGCAUCAUUCACGAUCUCAAAUCCCUCGGAUUAACUCCACGUCAGGCUAAAUUUUUAAUCAAGAAAUUUGCCCUUUUGUCGGCUGUAAAACAGACCCAAUUCAGAAACGGUAAUACCGUUAUGGGUCAUAAUGAGAAUCGAUUCAGAGUGUAUGAAAAUGUCUUUACUGCUGGUGGAUUCAAGAGAAAGAGAGGUGUUGUUUUUCUCAAUGACAUCGAAAAGGAUAAUACUUAUGAGGAAUACUCCAAAGAUAGAAAAGAGGUUUACCUUGGGCCAGUAGCACAGAGGUUAAAACCAAACCAACUUCCUCCGUUGAAAGAGAAUGUUCAUGAUCUCAUUUUUGCUUUGAAUUUCAAUAACAAAGAACAAUUAAAAGUUCUUUUCACCUUAUCGAAGAUGAUCUUAGAUAGUGGAAUACCUCAGCAGGUAGGAAUUAUUGCUAUUGAUGGAGGCAAUGAAUUGGACCGUGUUUUGGCCGAGAAGUUUUACUUUAUCGCAGAUACAUCUAACUCACAGGAGGCACUUGCAUUCUUAUAUAAGUAUCUUGAAUCUAAGGAUUCACUGGAACUUUCCGACCUAUUGGAAACAAUUCGUGUUCCGGAGGACUAUGGCUUCGAUCAUGCUAUCUACCAGAAUACCCUUGAAAAGUUUUCAAUUGUCAACCCCUCAAUCAUUUUCAAUGGUGUGAUUUACGAAUUGACGUCUCCAAAUUGGCAAAUUGCCAUGGGAAAACAGCUUUCGCAGGAUAUUGUAUUAUUGAAGCAGCAUAUUAGCAGUGGGAAAGCUGAUGGUAAAUCUUUGAAGAGUAUUCUUUAUCAAGGAUCCAAAUCUACCAGAAAUUUGAGAAUCAUUCCAGCUGACCCAGCAGAUGUGAUGUACAAAUUUGUUGAUUCUCAAUUAAUUGAUGCAUCCGUUGCUCUUAAGCCCCAUAGACAUGACCGGAAAGGCGGUGUUUCGGGGACAUUCUGGCUUAUUGGUGAUUUUAACAAGCAGAUAAUGAUCGAUCAGCUUAAAAGCAUCUUGUCGGUUAUGAAAUGGUCAAAGGAAACGUUGCAAGUGAGAAUUUUGAAUACUGGACAUACUGUUAAAGAAAUUGAAAAAUUAGCAAAACAAGUGAACUUGCACGAACUUACUGGCAAUGACAUUGAUUGGAUCCUUACUAAGCUUAAUACUAUUCAAAAUGCUGAUGCCAAAUUAGAGCUCAAUUUGACGAUUGCAAAAUUGUUGGAGACAAAGAAGUUGCCGGUGCAUCAUGAGUUUUUGUUAUUCAACUCUAGGUAUUUUAGACUUGACAGAAUAUUAGCUGAGACAGACUUGGAGCUUUUGGUUGAAUACGAAUAUAAUCAGCGGUUCCUGAUCUUCAAUGACCUUAUUAAUGCCUAUCCUGAAGAGUUUAAUUACAAGGUUCUAGAUGAGCUUAAUCCGCUUCUUCACGAUAAUUUGGAUUGGUUCGAUUUAUUGGCAUCCGUCGUAACUAGAUCAUUCUAUGACGAUAAAUUCUAUGUGAAUGAUGUCGGAAGAUUUGAUUUCAGCACAAUCAACAUGGAGUACUCGUUGAACAUCACAAAUCAAGACUCUAAGAUGUUGGAACCUGAGCUUGAAUUCUUAUUAAUUAUCGAUCCCCUUGACGAUUAUUCUCAAAAAGUGGUCUCUAUCAUCAAUUCUGUUAAAGACUUUCCUUUUGUGAGCACCAGAAUCUUGCUUCAACCAAGAGAGGACGAAAAUGAAUCCGUAAGAAUAAAGAGGUUCUACAAGGGUGUGUACCCUCGUGCUAUUCCAGAGUUUGAUGAUAAAGGCAAAUGGAUUUCAGAAAAUACGGCACAAUUUUUCAACUUACCUACAUCUGAGAUUUUUACUGUCGAAUUAGAUACCCCGCAAAAAUGGAUUACGGUAACCAAGGACAGUCCAGAGGGAGUGGAUUUGGAUAAUAUCAAGUUUGACAAUCUUGACGAAAGUUUGAUUCAUGGAGUUUAUGAAUUGAAGAAUAUCUUGAUCGAAGGAUAUGCUAGAGAUGUCAAAACCGCGGCGCCAUCCACUGGUGUGGCGUUGGAAAUUUCUCAAGGUGAUGCAGUUGCGGACACUCAGGUGAUGUCUAGCAUGGGUUACUUUCAGUUGCCCAGUGGUCCAGGAACUUGGAGAUUCAGAAUCAAGAAUGGGGGUGUCGGAGAUCAAUUUGAGUUGCUCUCUGCCACCGAGAGUAAGUUCGUAAUGAACAAUGUUGGAUUAGAGAGUGUCAAUAUAUCGGUGUUUGACCUUAAGGGGAAGACGAUUUACCCCAGAUUGCAAAAGACGGAAAAGAAAGUCAACCGCGAAAGUACCAACAAUAAGAAGCACGCCGAUAUUAAUAUUUUCACCAUAGCCAGUGGACAUCUCUACGAGAGAUUCCUCUCCAUCAUGACCGCGUCGGUGAGAAAACACACCGACCACCUGGUGAAGUUUUGGAUUAUUGAAAACUUCAUCUCCGCCAAUUUGAAGCAGCUGUUGCCACACUUGGCCGAAAAGUACCAAUUUGAGUAUGAGCUUAUCACCUACAAAUGGCCCUCGUUCUUGAGGGCUCAGCGAGAAAAGCAGAGGACCAUAUGGGGGUACAAGAUGCUCUUUUUGGACGUGUUGUUUCCCCAGGACUUGGAUAAAGUGAUCUUUGUGGACGCUGAUCAGAUCGUGCGUACCGACAUGAUGGAAUUGGUCACAAUGGACUUGGAGGGGGCGCCGUACGGGUUCACCCCCAUGUGUGACUCCCGCGACGAGAUGGAUGGGUUCCGGUUCUGGAAGCAGGGCUACUGGUCAGAGGUGUUGGGCAGCGAUCUCAAGUAUCACAUCAGUGCAUUGUACGUGGUGGAUUUGCGCAGGUUCCGCGAGAUCAAUGCGGGCGAUCUGCUCCGGUCCCACUACCAGAAGUUGUCGCUCGACCCCAACUCGUUGGCCAACUUGGACCAGGACUUGCCCAACAAUCUCCAGCGAAAAAUUCCCAUCUUCAGUCUCCCGCAGGACUGGCUAUGGUGUGAGACCUGGUGCUCCGAUGCCACCAUGGCCACUGCUAAGACCAUAGACUUGUGCAACAACCCAUUGACCAAAGAAAACAAGUUGGAGAGAGCGCGACGCUUGAUUCCCGAGUGGGAGGCCUACGAUGCCGAAAUCGCCCAGGUGCUCGCCUACAAGGCCCAGCUUGACCAUGACCAGGCCCAGCUCGACCAGGACCUGAUCGACUACAUUUCGGAGGACGAGACUGAGCCUGCACACGAUACGUGGGAUGAGGAUCCAUUUGAGCACGACGAGUUGUGA